Molecule: messenger RNA, 711 nt
Organism: Prunus mume (Japanese apricot)
Lineage: Eukaryota; Viridiplantae; Streptophyta; Magnoliopsida; Rosales; Rosaceae
Source: RefSeq, a predicted model, not a curated record
AAUCGUUUCUUUUCUAGUACUUGUGACUUUGAUUUCUUCUUCUUCUUCUUCUUCUUCUUCAUUUUGUUGUUAAAAGAAAGGCAGAAGAUAUAGAAGAUAAAAAUUAUGCACCAUUUAGGUGUGAAGAAAAGCAAUCUUCUUGAUUUGGCUUCCGCAGAGACAAACAUGCUUGGCUCUGCAGGCAAUCAUGAUCAGCCUCUCUGCCCCAGGCCCCGUAGAGUUGGCCCUGCCAUACCUGAAUUCCUCAAGCCUCAAAGAUGUAACAAGCACAGCCAACAAAAUUCCGAUGAAAGAAGUGGAAUUCUGAAUAUGAUCACUGAAAAGGAAAUAUUUGAUGGGAGGGAAUAUGUAUGCACCAAGUGUUCACCAGCAUGUUACUCAGGAUCUCCACCAGGCAGAACAAAUAACCCUCUGGUUCAUGAUGUGCAGUUUCUUCAUCAGAUGGAACUUCUUUCUCCAUUCACAAGAACAAAGCUCUCAGAUAAAUUUGGUUUUAGUACCUCUGCCUCUCCAGUGUGAUCAGCCUCAGAAAUGACGUCGUCUCCCGAUUUGUUGGAAGAAUGAGAGUUUUUGUUUCCCUGAAUUUUCAGGGUUCGGUUUUUGUAGUGUUCAUUUGUAAAAGUUUUGUAACCUUUCAAUUGUGAGUAUCAAAUUGUAUAUAUGAUGAGUACCUCAAAUUUGUCUUGUAUAUAUGAUUGUGAUAAUAAUAAC